Messenger RNA from Octopus bimaculoides (California two-spot octopus), 7290 nucleotides. Its product is annotated as protein timeless. Gene Ontology annotation, molecular function: DNA binding. Gene Ontology annotation, cellular component: replication fork protection complex. Gene Ontology annotation, biological process: DNA repair; DNA replication checkpoint signaling; replication fork arrest. NCBI's taxonomy places the organism in Eukaryota, Metazoa, Mollusca, Cephalopoda, Octopoda, Octopodidae. The record is from RefSeq and is a predicted model, not a curated record.
AGAUAGUCUGAAUGCAAAUUGAUAUAUUUCAAAUGUCUAUCCCUAAAUCAAUGUUCUAUGGCAAAAGAGGCAUUGUAGAUGCACCAUAUGAAGUUUCAGCACCAGUUUAUGAUUCCGAUAGCGACAUACCUGAUAUAAUAGUAAAUGAAGAUGUUGAAGAAUCCAGUGAUAACUUUAGUGAUGGUUAUAGUACUGAAAACAGCAAAACUGAUUAUGAAGAUGGCAAUACUGUGGUUGGUAAAGAUAAAUGUACUGUAUGGCUCACUGAACUUCCCAGAUGCAGAUGAAAUGUUCACCAAAAUGUGCUUCGUAAAAGUGCAGGCAUUCAUGUAGCUGUACCUUCCCAUGCUGUUUCUACUACAUUUAGUUUUUUUCUCAUGGAUGAAGUAAUGGAACUUCUAAUUGAAGCAAUGAAUCAAAAAGGGAAAGUUCUCUAUGCUGAAAAUUGGAAAGAUGUAGAUUAUAUUGAAAUAAUCACAUGGAUAGGUCUCCAUCUCAGAGCUGGGUUGGACAAUGAUGUCUUUAGCACAAAGACAGGCCAACUAAUUUAUUAUGCUUGUGUGAGUCGUAAUAGGUUCAAAGAACUGAAAAAGUGCAUAAGAUUUGAUGACAUGUCUACACGGUAAGCUCGAAAAAAUGGUGAUUAUGGGAAGUUGGCACCUAUAUAUGAAGUCUGGCAGAGGUUUAUUGAGUCAUGCCAAAUAAAUUACAAAGCUGACCCUUGUGUAACUAUUGAUGAAUCUCUGUUGUCCUUCAGAGGAAAAUGCUCAUUCAAAGUGUACAUACCAUCAAAACCAAGUAAAUAUGAGAUAAAAGUUUGGUCUAUUGUUGAUGCUAGUAACACCUACCUUCUAAAUGUGCAGAUAUACAUAGGGAAAGGCCCUGAAGGUCCAGAAUAACAGUGGGCUAAAAGAGUUGUUUGAGAUCUCAGCAAGACUAUUCUAAACUCUGGUAGAUAUAUUACAUGUGACAACUUUUUUACUGAUGUUGGUCGUGCUUUAGAACAACCUACAAAAAGUGUAACGAUCUUAGGAACCAUCAGAAAGAAUAAACAUGAAAUACCUCCAUCAUUCCAAGCCUCUUAGGGUCGUCAAUUGUUUUCAACAAAGUUUGGCUUUAGCCAAGAGCAUCAUCUUAUGAUGUGCAGUUAUGUUCCAAAAGUAAAUAAGGCAGCUAUCUUACUACUGAGCACUAUGCAUUAUGACAACAAAAUACAAGAAAGUGAACCUUUUAAACUAGAUAUGAUUGCAGACCAUAAUGCAACUAAAGGUGGUGUAGAUACAUUAGACCAAUUAGUCAAUUACUCAUGUAAACUCACAACAAAUAGAUGGCCUUUAGUUAUUUUCUACUGGAUGCUUGAUGUCGCAGCACAUAAUUCUGCUGUUUGUUUCAUGGAAAAAGAACCCGAUGCAUAUAGAGGACACCAAAAGCAUCGGCACUUCCUUUCAGAUUUGACUGAACAACUUUGCAAACUGCAAAUCCCAAUGGCGUUUCUUGGCAGAAUGCAGAAAACUAUGAAGACAUGUUGUAGUGUGCAUGGAAGCCUUUGAGAGUGGUGAAACAACAGGACCAUCCCAGUAUCAACCCCAAGAAAAACUGAAAAAAGAUGUAAAAAGUGUCCAAGAAAGCUUGACAAGAAAAAGAAAGAAAUCAUGCACAAUAUUAACUCAAGAAAUAAAAUCCUACAAUCAUGGAAUGGAAUUUAAUGAACGUUGAUGGAAUACGCAAUAUCCAUUCAGGAUUAGGGUGCUUGCUGGACAAUGAAUAUAUCAUUGCUGAUGAGUGUGAAGAAACUCUACAGGAAAUCAUUUCAAAACUGAAAAGUGAAGAUUCGCACAUUAGAUCAUUCCGUCGCCAGAAAAAUAUCUAUAACAUGAUAAGCACAGAUAUAAUCCCAAUUUUGAAGAGCUCAGAUCUAACAGAUGACCUAUUUGUCUUAAUUGUCAAGUUGGAUGGAAUUUGUUGCGGUGGAUUUUCUAUGCCUAGCUGUCAUUCCUCUUGUGAAUCUUCAACUCUUUUCAAAGUUCUAACCGAACUUACAGAACCCAUAGAAUGUCUAUUCCCAAACAACUUCCGUCAUGAGUCUAGGAACACAGACGUCGUCAAUGAAAUCAUUAACCAUUUACAAUAUAUCAAGCUGCUCUUCUGCCAACAAGAAUCACUUGACCUUUUAUUUUCUCAUGUCAAACCAAUUAUUCAGAAGGCUCAAAACAAAGAAUUUAUUAACCAGUUCCUCUUACUCAUGCGUAACUUGUUGUAUGUACAGGUUUGGGAUAGAGAUAUGGGAUCUGCAGAUAUCCAAUGCAAGUUCAUUAAAAAUAUGUUUGAAUGUGGACUUGAUGAAAUUCUUUUAACACUCCUAAUCCACCCUUCUAGAUUCUGUUGGUCUGUUAACAUUGUACAGUUACUGUCACUUCUAUACACAGAUAAGAUUGUUCUUGGUGGCCUAAAUGUUCAAGGAAGCAGAGUAUCUGAUGAAGUCCUGUUUAAUUUUGACAUUUCUGAGGUUAUGAGUGUGUUCAUUGAAACAGACAGAAAUAUAGCGAGUUUGAUUCCUAUUGAAAACAGCAACCGCUCACAACUUGUAACUAUCUUGAACUCUUUCAAUUCUCAGUUUCUUCUCUUGGGAUUUGCUCCACUCGUCUCUGAUUUAAAGGAGAUUUUGCUGUCAAAAAGCUGUAAUCUUGAUGGCUCUUACUUCAUGUGGCUUUUGAUAUUCUUCUUGAAGAUGGCAAGAAUUCAGGAAAUGGACUUUUCUUGCAUAAGGGAAGUUGUGACUGUUGACAUAAUUGGCUUCUUAGUCUACCAAGGUAUUGAUACUUUUGAAGAACUUGUAAUAUCAAACCAGAAGAAACUGGAAACUGCAACUAAGAAAAAACGGCUUCAUUUCACUGUAGCUUCAAUCAAGGAGAUACUGAAGACUAUAGAGGUCUAUGACAGUCAUCUUUCAGUGCUUUUGUCCAAGGAUGAUGUCCAAAAUCUGGAAAAUUUGAAAUGUGCUCUCCUUAAUAUGACAGACUUAAGACAAAUGUUUCUCUUGCUGAUUCGAUCUUGGGAGAACCAAAGUUACUCAUUUCUACGAGACUUGAUUGUCACAAACCAUACUUUCCUCUUGCUUCUGGACCAAUGGCACCGACAAGUUCCCAGUACUCAGAACUUUGAGAUGAUUCAGCACAUAAACCAAUUUUCCACAAUCAAAGUGAUGCAGCGAUAUGGAUUCUUGCUGGAGAAAUUUAACAAAAACAGUCCCUGUGUGAAUGACAGCAUUUUUACCAUGAUGCAUCAUGUUGCUGGUGAUUGCAAAAGCCCAGAAGUUCUGAUGCAAAUGCCUAUCUUAAAACUAUUCACGGAUCUUUGUGAUGAUGACAAAGUUAUUUCUAAUGAAGCCAGUGAUGUAAUGGAAUAUGUAAUGCACAAAUUUAUGGUGACUGCUGCAGAAGAUCCCAGUUUAUGUGCAAAAUAUCUGUUUAGUAUGGAGGCUAAUAACAUAAACAUUGAUCUGGAUAAUUCUUUAAUGAAUGACUAUAAAUCAGACGUUUCUAUGUGCUCCAACACUGAUUUUUCACCCCUUACCCAUGGAGCUGCCUGUCCUAAUGCUAUCCACCUAAAUGAUGAUUUCACUGAUUGUGAGAAAUCUAAUGAUAAAGAAAGAGAUUUGUUAGAGAAACAAAUUCAGAACAUAAAUAUUGAAAGUGUCGUUCCAUUUUGUAUUGAGAAACUACAUGAAAAGAAAAUGUCUUAUCAGCUACUCUGGCUCCAGACUGUUCUCUUGGAGACUUAUUUUGUGAAAUAUGUUGGAACAUCAAAUGAUAAAUACCAAAUGGAGGAGCCAAUACCUUUAUAUUAUUCCCUCCAAAACCGACCUGUUCCACUCAUUCCAUACAACGGUAGACAAGAGGCAGCUUUGGAGGACUGCCACUUCCAGACUUUACUCAAAUACCUCGGUUUCUACAAUGGCAGUGACUCUGGACGGAUUUUCCCACAUAUUCCAGCGUUCUGGACUAUUGACCAACUCAUGUCAAAGGCUGAAGAAAUUGGACCCCUUAACAAUGCUGCCAUUGACAGUAGAACCCAGGAAGCUUUGCUGGAAAAUCAACCAAACUAUUACCAGGAGAUGCAGUUGAAACGAAUCUACACACUGCACACACACAUUGUCUCAACACUACAGAACGGUGAUUGGACAUCGGAAAAGUGGAUUCACAGGCUGCUCUCGUACAACAGGAAAGAUAUAGAAAGAUCUGAAAUGAGUUUCAAGUGUGAAGACAAAUCUAAUUUGGAUGAUAUGCUGGGAUUUAAUAUGUCAAAAGCAUUCUCAAGAUAUCCAGAGCAUAUUGAAACCACAGUCUCAUCAAACAAAACUUUUGAUUUACCAAACUGGAUUGGAUAUCCGUGUGGCAUGAACCAAAUCAUCGAAACCUCUUGAAUUCUUCACUGGAAACUCAUAUUGAUGUUUUACCAUCACAUCAUCACAGUGCAUCAGUUCAUUACAUUACAUCGUGUCGCAUUACAUCACUUUCACACACCACAUCACAUCGCAUUGCAUCAUAGCAAUAAAACUUGGACUCAUCUUCACCAACCUGUGUGAUCAUUAAUUAUUACAUAGGAAUUGUUUUCCCCACAGUGGAACAAACAAGCCAAAAUGAAAAAAAAAUUAACAAACAAACAAUAUAUGAAAUAAAAAUAUGUUUAAAACAAUUUCAUUUGAGAAAGAAAACAAAAUUCUGACCAAAAUACAAAUACAAACCAUUUAAAUAAAAGAAAAUAUUUGGUAGUAGAAUCAUUUUGGAGGAGAGGACUUUAGGAAAAAUUUAUACCAAUUUGAGUAAAAUAUCUCUUUUUUUUUGUUAAUUUUUAAAAGAAAACUAAUUUACAUUUAUCAAGUUACUUGGUAUUUAUUUUUUCUUUUUUUAUUCAUCAGACAGACUUUAUACUUUUCAAUAUUUUCUUCUUUCCACAUUGCCAAAUCUUUUGUUAGAUUUCUUUCUUUAUUAGUGUUGGUAUAUGUGUAAGCAUGUAUAUUGAAUGCAGGUACGUGUGUGUGUAUGUAUGCAUGUGUGUUUGUGCUUCUAUGAGAGGGAGAGGUCCAAUGCAUGCAGCUGCAACAGUGACCAUAUUAAAACAGUGUGUGGAGCAAUAUAAUUAUUUCCUGUAUGAAAUAAUGCACAAAUUAUACUAUGUUAGUAAACAGUGUGAAAAAAUAUGAAAUAGAAGAUUGGAAAUACUUUACAAAUGAGUUAGGAACAUCUAUUAAACAUUUCUACAAUAUACAUUGUCUUAUUACUCUGUGUGUGUGAAGGUGGCAAGCUGUCAGACAAAAUUGCUUAGCGGGUUUCAUUCAUUUUUAUAUUCUUAGUUCAAACUCCACUGAGGUCAACUUUGCCUUUCAUCCACUCAGAGGUCAUUGUAUAUAUUAAAAAUGGGAAAGGCCAGUUUAUGAGAUUAUUUUAGGUUUCCCAGCUUUAUGGCAUAUUGUCAGAUCUCAAAGCCUGUUGGCCCAAGGCUUCAUAUAUAUAUAUUGAGUGGGAUUCAAAGUUUUGCUUGAAGACUUAUUCAACCAGUUAUAUAUAUAUAUAUAUAUAUAUAUAUAUAUAUAAUGUACUGUACUGUGAUAGAAAAUUCAACAAAAAAGUAUUCCUGAAGGAUAUAAAAUUAUUAGUAGUGCUUAAAUACAUGUAUUGUGCCCUUUAAAUAAAUAAAUAAUAUAUAUAUAUAUAUAUAUAUAUAUAUAUAUAUUUAGCAGAAGUAAGAGAGUGGUUUGAAGUCCAAGAGAUUCACGUAUUGGCACAUUAUAUAUCAACUUUUUCUUAGUAAAAGUUAAUAAAUAUGUACUUUACUAAGAAAUAUAAUAUUAAAUUGUUUUUAUAUGUAACUUCACGUAAAAACAAACAGAGUAUGUGCUGCACAUUAUAAUAAAGUAAAUUCUUAGAUUUUCUCUUAGUUAUAAAAUGCCAUGCAUUUAUAUGAUGGUGUAAAAUUUAUACAUUGUAAGCAUAUGUUAGUUGUUCACCUGACACAUAGUGACUCAGUCUGAACGUCGAGCUCAUCCCUUUGGUGACUGGUGAGCUCAAUGAAGUACCACCUUUUUUCCUCACACUAAUUAAAAGAACCAAAAACACUAAAUUAAUAUGUUACUGUUGCAUAUGUAUGUCUAUGUAUGUAUGUAUGCAUGUAUGCAUGUAUGUAUGUAAUGUAUGUAAUGUAUGUAUGUAUGCAUGUAAUGUAUGUAAGUAUGUAAUAUAUGUAUGUAUGUAAUGUAUGUAAGUAUGUAAUAUAUGUAUGUAUGUAAUGUAUGUAUGUAUGUAUGUAUGUAUGUAUGUAAUUAUCUGUGAAAGUGUUGCAUGUGUGUGUAUGUGUAGUAGUAAUAGUCACAUGAGAACAAUCACAUCAGUUCAUUCAUUUCUUUUCAUUACAGUUCAUUCAUAAACAGAAACCAUCAUCAAAAUUUUUUUUGUUUGUUUUUGAUUUUUUUUUUAAACCAAAAAUGACAGGAAAAUAAGAAAAAUGUUAAUUAGGCAUCUUAAUAUUUUAAAUCUCUUAAUUGGCACCAAAAUGUGAACUGUCACCAUAAUGUAGUGACAUAACAUAUUACAGGGAGCUAUUGUGAUAUUAUUAUUAUUAUUAUUAUUAUUAUUAUUAUUAUUAUUAUUGUUAUUAUUAUUACUAUCGUUACUAUUAUUAUUGUUCUUUGUUGAUGUUAAUGCUGUUAUUAUAAUAAAUAGGAUGAUAAUUAAAGUUGCCACUUCAUAGUUUCAAAUUUAAAAAUGCCCCCAUACCCCAGCAGACUUAACUUUGCAUUUUAUUAUGUCCAGCGUCAAUAGUCUAAGUACCAGUAAUAUGCUGGAACUUCAUUCAAUUGGCUUUUUCCCUUCCUCUACAUAAUUGGUCUUUUAAUUGGUCAGUUAAAAUUCUCCUUUUUAUUACAUAAUGAGAUUAUGUUUUAAAAUAUUUUAGUACAAGUGAUAUGUUAACAUACAUGCAUAUAUACAUAUACAUACAUAUGUAUAAAGGCCUUGCUCUAGCAUGGCCGCAAUCAAAUGACUGAAACAAGUAAAAGAAUAUAUGUAUAUCUAUAUAUAUAUAUUAUAUAUUUAUAUAACUACCAUAUAUAUAUAUAUAUAUCAUCAUCAUCAUCGUUUAACGUCCGCUUUCCAUGCUAGCAUGGGUUGGGCGAUUUGACUGAGGACUGGUGAAACCGGAUGGCAACACCAGGCUCCAGUCUGAUUUGGCAGAGUUUCUACAGCUGGAUGCCCUUCCUAACGCCAGUAUAUAUAUAUAUAUAUAUAUAUAUAU